This is a messenger RNA of Hansenula anomala, 705 nucleotides long. RefSeq names its product SCO family protein. The transcript has a single exon. Gene Ontology annotation, cellular component: mitochondrial inner membrane. The coding region runs from base 1 to 705 and encodes 234 amino acids. Gene Ontology annotation, molecular function: copper ion binding; copper chaperone activity. The record is from RefSeq and is a predicted model, not a curated record. Gene Ontology annotation, biological process: intracellular copper ion homeostasis; mitochondrial respiratory chain complex IV assembly. NCBI's taxonomy places the organism in Eukaryota, Fungi, Ascomycota, Saccharomycetes, Phaffomycetales, Wickerhamomycetaceae.
AUGAAAUCAUCAGGAAAUAUAGAGUUUGCAAGUUGGAAAGCUGCUGUUUUAAUGGUUACAACCGGUGGUAUCUUGUAUUACUUUUUCACUAGAGAAAAGAGAAGACUAGAAGUUCAACAACAAGCUGAAGCUAAUAGAGGUUAUGGUAAACCAUUGGUUGGUGGUCCAUUUGAAUUGAUCGAUCAAGAUGGUAAGCCAUUUACUCAAGAAAACCUAAAAGGUCAAUUCAAUAUCUUAUACUUUGGUUUCACUCAUUGUCCUGAUAUUUGUCCUGAUGAAUUGGAUAAGCUAGGUCUUUGGUUAGAUAAAUUAAAAUCGCAAGGUAUUAAAGUCCAACCUGUCUUUAUCACCUGUGAUCCAAAUAGAGAUACCCCGAAAGUUGUGAAAGAAUACUUGGCUGAUUUCCAUCCAGAUAUUAUUGGUUUAACUGGUACUUAUGAUCAAGUGAAAAACACAUGUAAGCAAUACAGAGUGUAUUUUUCCACACCUCCAAAUGUUAAAGCAGGUCAAGAUUAUUUGGUUGACCAUUCAAUCUUUUUCUAUUUGAUGGAUUCCGAUGGUGAAUUUGUUGAUGCACUUGGUAGAAACUAUGAUCAAGAUACCGGUCCAGUUAAAAUUAAAGAACAUGUUGACGCUUUUGUUCCAAAAGCUGAACGUGAAAAGAGAAAGAAUGGCGGUUCUUGGUUUUCCAGUUUCUUCUCCUAG